AUGUCAGGUAUUGUUGCUCAUCACUAUCCAUUGGUUAAUGGGUUCUCCAAUAAAUCUUCUGACCCAAGAAGUAACCAACAUCAAUUCCAGCAAAAUAACUACUUGAAUAAUUACAAUUCAACCCUUUCGCUUAAUAAUAAUAACCACUACCAACAACAACAACCUCCAACUGUACAUCAAUUACCUCUAUAUACUGGUACUACCAAUUACAGCAACCAAAUUCAAGAUAAUGGUAUGUCUCAUUCCAUUUCACAACUUCAACUUCCAUUACCAACUCAAGUUCCACAAGUCCUACAACCUUCUAUCACUUCUAAUCUCUAUUAUAAUCAAUUUCAACCUUUAGGACAGCAAAAUAAUUAUUCAGUGUCCUGUAACUACCAAGGUCAACAACAACAACAACAACAACAACAGCCAACUAUCAAGCAGUAUCAGUCCUCUACAGCUGUAGCACCGCCACCACCACCACAACCACUAAAUUUAUUACCUCCUCCUCCAGGACUAAUUUAUAACAACAACAAUCCUCCUCCAAUCGAUCAGACACAAUUCUCUGCUCCUUUACUUCCUCCUAUUAAUAAAAAUAUUAUGGAACCUCAAGUUCAAAUACAAAUUCAAUCUCCACAACAACAACAACAACAGCAACAAGAUCAACAACAAGUUAAUGGAGGUGUUUCACAAGUAUUAGAUUAUGAUAUUAUGAUAAUGUCUGAAUUUUUCGCUAAACAUGCCUUUUUGGCAUUUAGUACAAAUCAUUCGAAACUUAAUUCAGAUUCUAAUUCAAUUGAAACUUCACAAAUCUUUAUUAAGGGAAUUUAUUCUGUUUUAAAUGCGACAAGAUUACCUUCUGUUUCAAUUUUUUUGGCAAUCGAUUAUUUAUUCAAAUAUAUUGACAAAAUUAACAAUAAUCUUGCAUCCAUUGGUGGUAAUACAGUUAAUGUCAUUUAUCAAAAUUCAAUGAUUGCAUUUGUAUUAGCAAAUAAAUUUAAUGAUGAUAAAACUUUUACAAAUAAAUCAUGGGCUCAGGCUACUGGAAUGGAUAUAAAAAUUAUCAACGAAUAUGAAAGAAAUUGGUUACAAGCUUUCCAAUGGAAAUUAUUCGAUGAUAAAUUCAUAUUAUAUGAAGAUUUUAAUAAGACAUUUAAUUAUUUCGUUAACGAAAGAAAAAAUACAGUGAUUACUCCUCCUGUACCAUUAUUACCUUCUUUACCAUCUCCAUCUUCAAUUCAAAAUAAUUAUUUGACUCCAGUAUCAUCAAAUUUAUUAAAUGAUUAUGAAUACUCUUCUUCUACUACUACUAAUAAUAAUAAUAAUUUAACAAACGUCUCAUCCUCUCCUUCUAAUUAUUAUUAUUCAGAUGAUUUAAUGGAAAAUUACAAUUACAAUGAUGCUUCUUCUAAAAAUAAUAACUUGAUGAUGAGCUCUCCAAUUUCAAUUCAUGAAUAUGAGCAAGAUUAUAUUACUAAGAAUAACACCAUAUUGAAUUCAGGAAAUUAUAAAGAUUAUAAUACAACAUUUAAUAUGAACAAUAAUGAUAAACUAUUUGAUUAUCAUUCACAAAAUCAUCGGUUACCUCCUUUGAAAAAUACUCAACCAAAUUUUGGUAUGGAUUCAAAAUGGAAAUUUGAUGAUUCUUUGAAUAAUUAUAUGUCAUCAUCAUCAUCUUCUUCUUCUUCUUCUUCUGCCUGUGCAACAACAUCAUUCACCAAGACUCAUUUACCAUAUUCUACAGUUUAUUAA
This is a messenger RNA of Naumovozyma dairenensis CBS 421, 1734 nucleotides long. RefSeq names its product Clg1p (gene CLG1). Lineage: Eukaryota; Fungi; Ascomycota; Saccharomycetes; Saccharomycetales; Saccharomycetaceae. Bases 1 to 1734 code for a protein of 577 amino acids. Gene Ontology annotation, molecular function: cyclin-dependent protein serine/threonine kinase regulator activity; protein kinase binding. Gene Ontology annotation, cellular component: cyclin-dependent protein kinase holoenzyme complex; nucleus. The record is from RefSeq and is a predicted model, not a curated record. Gene Ontology annotation, biological process: regulation of cyclin-dependent protein serine/threonine kinase activity. The transcript has a single exon.